AUGGCAGUUUCACGCAGUGGCUCCCCUUCUUCCCAGGGUAAAGGUAGCAACAAUCCCAGCCCAAAAACACAUCCACCAGUAACUGUGCUGGCGAUAUACCCUCUCACACUAUUACUCGGCUCCAUAUACUCGGUAAUUUCCCCCACGGCACGUCAAUCGCGAGAUCCGAAGACCAUCGCAACCACUGCCGAAAAACAACAACAACAUACACAUCCAGUCAACUACUUCGCACGAAAAAACAAUAUCUUCAACCUAUACUUUGUCAAGGUCGGCUGGGCCUGGACGACAAUCGCUUUCCUGACUUUGCUCUUAACUCGACCGUAUUACACGAAAGCACCGGCUAAUCUGCGCGGGAAAAGAACGGCGCAGGCGCUACUGCGCUAUUGCUUGGUUACAGGUGCCUGGUUUUUGACGACGCAGUGGUUUUUUGGGCCGGCGAUAAUCGAUCGCACUUUUGUGCUUACUGGAGGGAAAUGUGAGCGGUUGUCGUCGCUGUCGACUGGCGAUGUUGCCUGGGAGGGAAUCAAGGCUAUUCUUACGGCGGCAGCGUGUAAGGCUGCCGGCGGGUCGUGGAUGGGCGGGCAUGAUGUGAGCGGGCAUGUUUUUAUGCUUGUCUUAGGGAGCUCGUUUCUGGCCUUUGAGGCGUUGGGGACGUCCGCUACGUCUCCGUUCCGUAGUGUAGCUGCUAAUGCGUCAGAGAAUACUGAUGAGAAUACCAUCAACAGUAAUAAAGACGACUCGGACGGUGAAAUUCCAUCAAAUAGCAAUCUCGUUUUGAUAUAUGCCUCGAGGUUUGUCUGGACUAUCAUUGGGUUGAGUUGGUGGAUGCUCUUCAUGACGGCCAUUUGGUUUCAUACGUGGGUGGAAAAGCUAUCUGGUCUACUCAUCUCACUCGCUGUCGUCUAUAUUACAUAUAUUCUUCCUCGAAGUCUUCCGUCGUGGGCGGAUAUGAUUGGGAUACCUGGAUAUGAACCAGCUGUGCGUUUAGAAUAG
Talaromyces atroroseus is the source of this 993-nucleotide messenger RNA. RefSeq lists its product as hypothetical. The coding region runs from base 1 to 993 and encodes 330 amino acids. Lineage: Eukaryota; Fungi; Ascomycota; Eurotiomycetes; Eurotiales; Trichocomaceae. Gene Ontology annotation, biological process: phospholipid biosynthetic process; lipid storage; lipid droplet organization. The transcript is spliced from 2 exons. The record is from RefSeq and is a predicted model, not a curated record. Gene Ontology annotation, cellular component: endoplasmic reticulum membrane.